This is a messenger RNA of Amorphotheca resinae ATCC 22711, 2457 nucleotides long. RefSeq lists its product as hypothetical. The coding region runs from base 1 to 2457 and encodes 818 amino acids. NCBI's taxonomy places the organism in Eukaryota, Fungi, Ascomycota, Leotiomycetes, Helotiales, Amorphothecaceae. The record is from RefSeq and is a predicted model, not a curated record. The transcript is spliced from 4 exons.
AUGCGCUGGGCGGCUUACUUCGCGGCUGCCGCUGCGGCUGCGGCAACCGUCGUCGAGGCUUCGACAUUAACUCCCCCCGUGCUACCCUUGAUUGUUCGAAAUCCCUACUUGAGUACCUGGCUUGGAAAUGCGAGGGAUGUACCAUGGAGUCGUUGGCCAAUGUUUUGGACCGGCCAGGAAGUUGGAUUCUCCGUCCUUGCUUCAGUGCCAAAAUCCGAUACUGUAUACCCUCUGCUAGGUAGACCUCAAGACUCGCUCCCUACUGAGGGAGAAAGCUUCACAGUUGCCUACCCAACUUAUUUAGGCGCAACCUUUGAUGCCUCGACAACGAAUCUCACAUAUCACAUACCCGGGCCAAAAGCCUUUCAAGAACCGGUCGAGGUCGUUCUAUCAUUCCUGUCCCCGAUCACACCGACGUCAACACUUCGACAAGCGGUUCCCGCAUCUUAUUUGACGGUACAUGUUCGAGGAUCGUUUGAUAUCGAUGUGUACAUUGAUGUCAAUGGACUGUGGGUUAGUGCCAAUAGAGACAAUACGAUUGUGUGGGACCUUUUGCAAAGCGUACAUUCUGCAACGGGAAAGGGUCCGCUCCUGAAAACCUGGAAGGUUAAGAGAGAGACCGAGCAAUUGUUGACGGAGGAUGCCGACCGCGCAGAAUGGGGCACAUUGCACUUCACCGGCCCAGCAGAUGUCCAGCAUGAAGCUGGAACGUCGUCCCUUCUCCGACAGAGGUUCUCCCGGACAGGGACAUUGGACAAUGUUGUUGAUGGAAAGUUCAGACCUAUCAUGGAUGAGGAACCCGUUUUCGCCUUCUCGAAGUCUUUCAAGCUCAAUGGCACCUCUGCAGCAGGCGGAAAGGCUUAUGAUAGUGUACUCUUCACAUUGGCACAUACUCAAGAUCCAGUUAUCCAAUUUGCCUCAGCGAGAGGGAUGACCUUGAUGAGACCGUUGUGGGCAGCAUAUUACCCGGCAGUCGAAUUACUACUCGACUAUCACUACCACGACUUCGCGGACGCUUUUGUGCUCGCCAAUAAUUACUCACAGCAGCUUGAAGAGGACGCUCUGAAGUCAGGAUCUGAAGAUUACAAAGAUAUCCUCGCUCUCAGUGCACGACAGGUUCUGGGUGCAACUAGUUUCGCGGGCACCCCCGAUGAACCGCUUAUUUUCUUUAAGGAGAUCUCGUCGGACGGCAACAUGAAUACUGUCGAUGUCAUCUAUCCAGCUUUCCCAUUCUUUUUGUAUACGAACCCCAGGUGGUUGGCAUACCUUCUCCAGCCACUCAUUGAGCACCAGCUCAGUGGUCAAUACCCGAAUGACUAUAGCAUGCAUGAUCUUGGUUCCAGUUUCCCAAAUGCCACGGGGCAUCCUGAUGGUAGGGAUGAGUAUAUGCCGGUGGAAGAAUGUGGCAAUAUGCUCAUUCUGGGGCUUGCUCUUAUUAACUCGUUGAAGUAUGACACUGAGCCCGCUAGUAUCUGGUCCCAAGCCGGGGAGAAUUUAGUAGUCGAGACUGCGUAUGGCGGAUCGUUCCCUCUCUACCUAGACGCCCAAGGUAUGGAUGAUACCUUCGGCGGACCGGUCAAUGCGAAGGGUGAAAAACAAGCUCGGAAAUGGAUUGAAAAAUCCUAUAGUCUGUGGCAAAAAUGGACCGGGUACCUUAUUCGUGAAGCUCUUAUCCCAGCCAACCAACUAUCUACAGAUGACUUUGCCGGCUGGCUGGCGAACCAAACGAACCUUGCCUUAAAAGGCAUCAUUGGUAUUCGAGCAAUGAGCGAAAUCUCCGAGUUGGUUGGAGAAAAGGAAGAUGCAAAAUACUAUCGUGAGGUGUCAGAAACUUACAUCCAGAGAUGGCAAGAUGAAUUUGCUAUUUCGAGAGAUGGUACACACGCAAAGCUGGCCUACACCUGGUAUGGAUCCUGGACAACGCUAUACAACUUGUUCGCGGACUCGUUGCUUUGUUUCCAUCUUCCAUCAGGCUCGCCACAGAGCCUGGACAUAUUGAACCAGAAGCCUCUCCAACUGAACCAGCCGAAAGGGUCAAAGACUGCUUUUGUGGAUGAGAAGAUAUACAAGUCGCAAAGCGACUGGUAUCAUAUUGUCCGCCAAAGGUAUGGCCUGCCACUUGAUAGCCGGAGUCUACAAACCAAGAGUGAUUGGGAGUUCUUUGCUGUCGCAGUUGCCAGCAAAAGUGUCAGGGAAGAGGUCGUGGAGUCAAUUGCAUUGUGGGUGAACGAGACAUCAACUGACUCGCCACUUACGGACUUGUACAAUACAGAGGGUGAUGGAGGCUUUCCUGGGAUUGCAUUUAAAGCUAGACCUGUUGUUGGAGGGCACUUUGCCUUCUUGGCUCUGGAGAGAGCCUGUGGAGGCCAGGCUUAUGCUGGAUUGAGCUUCUUGGAUGGCGAGGAGGGCGAGGAGCCAGGGCGCACAGGGAGUGGAAGAACUGAUGGUGAAUUGUAG